Molecule: messenger RNA, 5528 nt
Organism: Strongylocentrotus purpuratus (purple sea urchin)
Lineage: Eukaryota; Metazoa; Echinodermata; Echinoidea; Camarodonta; Strongylocentrotidae
Product: sorting nexin-5
Exons: 11
Coding region: 5-1258 (417 amino acids)
Molecular function (GO): phosphatidylinositol binding
Source: RefSeq, a predicted model, not a curated record
AGUAAUGAUCAUGCUAAAGUUAAACGUAGAUCUAGAUAAAUCUACAAGUACAACAUGUAACUUAGAUGGUAGGACGGCCGGGGCCUGGGUUGUGUGUGUUUCCGGACGCAUCAAAAAGGAUAAAGCUGUAGCAGAAAAUGGAGAUGGUCCAUCUGCCACGCCCUUUGACCCAUGGUACCAAGUCAAUGUGUGUGAUGCUACAAAGAACGGGGAAGCUAUCAUUUUCAAGAUAAAAACACUGAAGCUUGAAGAGGAUGGAACAGAAGUGACUGUUGAGAGAGUGUAUGAUGACUUUGAAUGGCUACAACACUGUCUCACCACUGAUAAUGACAUUGGAGGUAUUAUUGUGCCCCCAUUGCCACCAAGGCCUGUGUCAUCAGCUGCUGAUACGGCUGCGAAAUCCAGGAAGGAACUUGGAGAGGAAAGUACAAAGGUCAAAGUAGGUGAUGAGUUCCAUAAAGACUGCCGUCAUUUAGAGAAGUACCUCAGCCUGGUCAUCAAACACAGUACCUUAGGCAAGGAUGAAACUCUUGCUAAAUUCCUCACAGCAAUAGAUCCUCCUAUACGUGCCAAGGUGAAGCGAGGUUUAUUUUCUAACCUGACCCAGAAGAUGUCGGAGGUCAUGAAGGGAGGUCACCAAGACACAGACAAUGGGUUUCAACAUGAGAGAGAUAGAGCCAAUCAGGUGCUACCUAUCAUGAGAGAUCUUAGUCAUGUCUUCAAACUGAGAACAAAUCAUUUACAAAGAUUAUCAGCUGCCUUGAAUCACUUUGCUACAGCCUUAUGUCUGGUCAGCAGUGCAGAGAAAGAAGAAAGACUCAUUGAAGGAACCCAGAUCCAACUAUUUUUUGCUCGAGCCAUGGAACACUAUUCUCAUGGAAUAGAUGUGUUUACAGCUAACCAUGAAGUGACAUUAGGCUUCUUCCUGGAUGUGUAUGCAAGAUAUGCAGAAGCUGAGAAGGAAAUGUUGCACAGAAGAACAUUGAAGCUGGUAGAGUUUGACAGUGCAGUGAAGACACUCAACAAGGCAAACCCACAGAAGAGAGCAGUUGCAGAGGAAAAUAGAGAGAAGAAAGAGAAGGAUUUUAAUGACAUCUCAAGUAUAGCAAAGAAAGAACUUCAAGUGUAUAACCAUCAACGAGUGAUAGAGUUCCAGAAAUCACUGGUGCUUUACGCCGAAGCCAACAUCAAGACAGCAAGAGACAUGUAUGCCCUUCUUGCGAAGGACCUUUCAGAAAUCAAACAUACCACUCUAUAGACUAUAUCAUCUACUCUUAUAUCAAUUUGACGUUUAUUGUAGUGCAAGAAAGAGGAAUUUAUUUUUGUACAUUUCUCAGGCAUUACACUCUUCAGUGGAUAUCAUCUCAUAUUCUCAUUUCUAAAUCUAAUUUUGAUGCAAUAUUUAAUAUCAAUCUUGUCACUUGGGAGUAAAGAGCUAAGUGAGUGUUCAUUUUUAUGAAAAAUAUUUGUGAUAAAACAUUAAUCACAACUGUAAUAUGCAAUACAAAAUAAUUAGCUGAACAUAUAUAUAAAUAAGAGUAUAAUGUUAAGAAGCAUGUAAAAAAUUAAAAUAGUAUUGUAUGUAAAAUAAAAUGGUAACACUAAAAGGGCCAGAUUAUUUAGCCCAUGCCACAACCAGUUCAUGGCCGUGGAGCCAUAGAUUUUUUUUGCGGUUGUCCUAAGUAAUUUGUAAUAAAAAUAAUGCAAUUUAAUGUUUAUUUAGGCUUAUAUCUUAUUAUCUUUUGUAUUUAGCUCUUCAGUCAAUAUCACAUAUGAAAAGCUCAACGGUUUUUACAUCAGAAAUAGCUAAUUAUGCAAAAAAGCUGAUAUGUAUAUUUCUUUUGACCAUUGAUUAUUCUACAUGUAUAUGAAUUUGAGACAACAACAAAGUGGGGGGGGGGGGGGGGUUGCUAGGUUAUAUUGCAUUUUUGUAUAUGGUUAUUCUAUGGUUAUAUGUAUAUAUAAAACCUGAUAUUUUCCAAACCAUUCUUUUCAAAUUCCAGUGAUUUAUGCAAAAUUAUGCUGAAAAUAGAUAUGUUAGACAAUGAGCGAUACUUUCAUUGCUUGACCUCGACUUUGAACUUGACAUUGACAAAACUUUAACAUCAAGAACUAAUUUGAGAAAGUAAGUUACAAUAAAUACAGCAUAUCCUUGCAAGAUACUACACCUGUGACCACAUGUAACUGUGAUGAUCGAGCUUCCUGUGCAUAAGUAUAGGGAGAUAGGCAAUUUUGAUGAGCGCAGCGUGCAAUUCUUAAAAUACUUUACAGCAACCGAUUGUCCAAAUUUAAUGAAUUUGAUAUCAAAAGAUGUGCUAGAUUUGGGGCUUAAAAGAUUCAUGAAAGCAUGGGGUCCUUUUAUGGUUGAAUUGAUUGUAAACUAUCCCAAAAGGUCAUACAGCUAGAUGCAACAAUUUAUAAGAAGACGGAAUAAUAUAUAUUUUCCAGUUUUUCAAAUUGUGAGACGGUGUAUAUUUCUAUUGUGAAUUUAUGCAUACUUUCAUACUCGGGUGCAUACCCUUCUGUUUAAAAAUUAGAGAAUUUUAAUUCAGUUUGUUUAGAAGCUUGGCUUGACUGCAAUUAUGUCAGCUUCCUCAGUGUGAUAUUUAAUUUCCUCAACUGAGAAGGAUUAAUUUCAUAGAUUCGAUUCGAUUAGUUGGCUAUCUAUAAAGAUAGUGAAAUGACUUAUGUUUGGGAGUGCAUUAGUGAAUAUGCACUGCAUGCAGGUUAAGUCACAAAUGGAUAAUCAACGCGGCUCGACAGAAUCAUUAUAAAUUGAUUUUUUUACUUUAACCAUAAAUGUCUCUAAACUGCACGAGCUUUAUAACAUUAAUUAUUCGUUUUAUAAGACAGGUCGAGAAUAAGCACAAAAAAAAAAGAUAAAAAUUCCAAGAAUUGCACAGUCAUGGGGAUGCCAUUUGUUUUGAAUAACAUCACAGUAUAUACGCGCAGCCAGACAGUGAAUGUCUGUCUCAAUGUGUGCAUUAAUGUCCUUGUCAUUAGAAACUACAUGCAUUUCAUUUUGUACAUGCCAGAGAUGGAUAUAUGCGCAUCUCAGCCGUGCAUUAUCUAUUUUUGAUAGCUACAUUUUUGCAUGAUAGGUGUGGUACAAAAGAAUGAAGCAUGGUCAUGUGGUGCCAUUUGACCAAUAAGAUUUCCUACAUUCUACAACAUGUUUUAUAUUGUAAAAUGUUUAAAACUUCUUCAUGUACAAUACAUGGAUGGACCAAAAGUAGACAAGUUGUUUGUUAUCUGUUUGGGCAAUAGACUUUGACUUACCGUGAUUUUACAUUGCCAUAUUCAAUCAUUACCAGAUUUGUUGUAGAUAAAACCAUUUUUUACUCUUCACUAAUAAAGUUUAAAUAUCAUAACUAUUCGGUACUACUUGAGUUGUGUAUAUUAAGCACUCUAUUAGACUACCGGUAGUUCUAAUCUUGGCUUGAAAUAUCCAUCUUGAUAUGCAUGACUUUAAAAUGUGUUGUAUGAUUAAUAGAUAAAUGGGGGUUGAUUUAUUGGACAAAACAGAGCUGCCUAGUAAAACUGAUUUUGCAAAAUUUUAUUCUGAUCUACAAGAUAAAAACUGGCAAUUUUUUUGAAAAGUGAAAAGGGGAUGCUCAAAUUUUCUUAUUUACUGACAGGGAGUUAAAACGGUCUUUUUGUCAAGGGAUGGAUGGGAGGUGAGGGGAGAGGGGGGGGGGGGGGGGGGGGUGGUCCGCUGCAAAAUGUGUGUGCUCUCUAUUUGGAUGCUGACUACGUACAUGUACAUGUAUAAGCAGAUCUGACGAAGAUUGUGGUAUCAAAGGCAUUAAUUUUGUUGUCCGUCCGAUUUUAUGAAUGCCUUGUUACAGUUAUAAUUGUGACCUGUUGAGGCAAUAAGCAAAGAGGGAUGAAUGGAGUAUGUACUUGGGCGAAGGGGUCAGAGGUGAAAGGUGAGUGAUGAAACAAUUUGAACCAAAGCGAAUAUUCAAGCAAGGAUCAUGGUGAUGAAUAAUUGCCAUAACCUGUUCAUAAGACGUGUAUAUUUGUUGGAUCAAAUAUUUGUAAAUCACUAUGAAGUAGUCGAGAGAUGGGAAUAUCCUCCAUGUUGAUGGAGUGCCUUAUGCAGCAUACAUUAAUUUUAAUUUUACACAUUUUCCAUGAAAGUGGUAAAACAAAAACUUUGUGAUUAAUUAAAAUUAAACAAGUUUUGAAAUCAAAGAGUGACUUUGUCUAAUAUCUAUACAUUCUAUUCCUUUAUUUAUUUACUCUGUUGUUCACUUUGUAUGAUUAAAUGACCAAAUUUCAUAGAGAUUUUUACAAGAUAUUAGUGAUGUGACAUUUGAUCCACGAUUUCUCAUAUUAUACACAAUUCUAUUUCAUUUGAUUAUUACCCAAUGUACAGCAACUAGCUGGAGAUAUCAUGAUAAUAAUAAUAAUAAUAACAAUAUUUAUAAAGUGAAACAUAUCCAUCUCUAGAUGCCACAUCCCUUUGUUCAUCCUCCUCCACGCAAUUAAUUCACGGCCCACUUACCAAAACCUGUUAUAUGGUGACCAUGCCUUUUCAUUGAUUGCCCCCACCCUCUGGAACAAACUCCUACCCUAUAUUCAAAAUGCCCCAUCCAUUGAAUCAUUCAAAACCCUUCUCAAAACCCACCUUUUUAAUCAGUAAUAGUAUACUAGAGGUGUGCACAAAUAGUUAAUUAUUUUGUUGCUUUUAAGCUAUUGAACAUGUUGAAUACUUAUACCAAGUUAGACAAUGCCACCUGUAUGUGAGCUUACGAAGGCCCGUAUUAAGCACCCUACUGUAAUUAUUGUUAUUAUUAUUCUGGAACCGUGGUCACACCACCAUAUUGCUAUAUGUAUUUUCAAGCUUUUAUUAGAUUUAUACAAUCUUAUGGGUCAAGAUGGCAAUCAGAUAAUACAAAGUGAAUAAGAGGAUUCAUGAAUAGAUUAAUAAUGAAAGAAAACUGUGUCAUUUCACAUACUAAUUUGAUUUCAUGGAAUGUUCUUUUCUUAAUUGAAACUGCAUGUAUGUCUAUAAAAAAAUCGAGUAUUUUAUAUAGUUUAAUUUCUCUUAUUCAAGGAUCUUGUGUAUAAUAUUGUAACAAUAAUAAUGUGAAGAUAUUAACGCCUUUAAUGCCAUUUAUUUCAAAUUUGGUGCAAUUUGAGUUCACUGUCAAGUACAAUCAUUUCUGAUUUCGUCGAAUGAGAAAUAAGUGAUCAUUUGUCAUGACCAUAUCAAGCAUUUAUUAUUUUGUUGUUAGUUUUUAUCCCACAUUGUGAUUAUUCAGUGAACACUUUCAUCAAUUGUAGAUAGUAAUCAUGGAGCAAACAUCCAUAUCGCAGUAGUCAGAUUGAUAUGCUAUGCCUAUUUAUAUUGCCUUCAUAUGAAUUGGCAUUCAUUUUGUGACAGGAAAUUUGUCAGCAUUAUCAUAAUUUGAAUUAUGUUUUUUUUUUUUUUGCAGCAUUGAAUAACAACUUUCUAAUCAUUACUUCAAGAAGUAUAGUUGGCAAUUAAUGAGAGAUGUAAAGGCAUCACAUGACUUUUG